Capra hircus (goat) is the source of this 1608-nucleotide messenger RNA. Its product is annotated as beta-2-microglobulin. Gene Ontology annotation, cellular component: MHC class I protein complex; MHC class II protein complex. NCBI's taxonomy places the organism in Eukaryota, Metazoa, Chordata, Mammalia, Artiodactyla, Bovidae. The transcript is spliced from 4 exons. Bases 65 to 421 code for a protein of 118 amino acids. Gene Ontology annotation, biological process: peptide antigen assembly with MHC class II protein complex; antigen processing and presentation of exogenous peptide antigen via MHC class II; positive regulation of T cell activation. The record is from RefSeq and is a predicted model, not a curated record. Gene Ontology annotation, molecular function: MHC class II protein complex binding.
CGGAGUAUAAAGGCGAGCGCGGCACCCGGCCGCUCACUCCGCCACCCGCGCAGCUGCUGCCAGGAUGGCUGGCUUCGCGGCCUUGGUCCUUCUCGGGCUGCUGUCGCUGUCUGGACUGGACGCCAUCCAGCGUAUUCCAGAGGUCCAGGUAUACUCAAGACACCCGCCAGAAGAUGGAAAGCCAAAUUACCUGAACUGCUAUGUGUAUGGGUUCCAUCCACCCCAGAUUGAAAUCGAUUUACUGAAGAACGGGGAGAAGAUUAAAUCGGAGCAGUCAGACCUGUCUUUCAGCAAGGACUGGUCUUUCUACCUUCUGUCCCAUGCUGAGUUCACUCCCAACAGCAAGGAUCAGUACAGCUGCCGAGUGAAUCACGUUACUUUAACACAACCCAAGAUAGUUAAGUGGGAUCGAGACCUCUAAGCAGCACCAUCAAGAUUGAAGAUUCUUCAUUUGGUCUAAUUCCAAAUUCUCUUUCCUUGCUCUUUAAUACUGCUAUGCUUUUCUGCUUUAUGAACAUAACAAGAAGUCGUAUUCAUGUUACCACAAAUACUUUCUUUAUAAUUCUACCUUGGGCCCUACUUGUCCAUGUUUGACCUGUCUAGGCAGGUGUCUGUGGUAGAGGCGCUGGCAUCGUGGAGUUGGGGAAGACAAUUGCAGAUUUAACAUCAGCAUCUGGUUGUCUUCUCAUACAAAACUGGGUAAUAGAUACUUAGGCACAUUAAAGUGAGCCUCCAAUUUUGUAACUUUGUUUACAAUUUUGGGAAAAUUUUAGAAAGAUAAUUUUUAGAAAUAUGGGAAUUUGUUAAUUUUUAGAAUUAUGGAGCUUGUGGAUGAAGCAUUUUGCCAUUUAAAAUUUAUAUGUUAUCUCCUGUAUCUGUUAGAAACUUGGUUGUGCCUUGUUUUACUAUAUAUUUUGUUUUACUAUUUAAAACAAUGGUAAAACAUUGUGUUCAGCUCCUCAAAGGAACAACAGCUGACUUCUCAGUGUCAGUGGGAUCCAGAACAUAGCAGAAAGUCAUCAUGAAUGUGAUGAAACAACUUGCUAUCUAAAAUUCUGUAUUCAAUAAAAAUCUUUAAAGAAAAUGACCGCAUGAUAAACAUUAUUAGAUAACUAAGAUUGCAGCACCUGUCAGAUCCUCACUAAGAUUCUAGAUGAUACAUUUGAGGCAGAGGGAAGGCCCAAAAUGUGAGAGAAAAGGGAGAGUAAUGGAAAUGUAUCAAUUUUGUAAUCUAAAUAUAAAAUAGUAGUGGUUUCUAAAGUGGUUAGAAAAAUAAAACACAACAAUAACCUAAGUAUAGAAAGAGUAAACAAUGUUAAAGUAUUCGAUGGACUUUUUACCCUGAAGGGUAAAGUUACAAAUUUUUGGUGAUUUAAAUAUGUACAAUAUAUUUGGGGGCUGUCCUCAGAAAGAACAUAGGCUGAAUAUUUAAUAUCCAACUAGAAGAUGCCAUAGGAGCUUAUGGAGUGGUAGUAAUGUUUCACUUUUUGACAUGGAUGGUAGUUACAACAGAUUUUGCUUUGUAAUUUUUUGUUAAAAGUACAUAUAUUCUGCUCAUUUGAAAGAAAUCUUAUGUUUCACAAUAAUAAAAUUUAUUAAUGUGGUUUA